ACCGAAUGACUGGGACGAGUUUUCUCAACGCCAAGGCAUCGUUCACAAAACCCACGACAAUUUAGUCAUCCACUGGACGAUUCGUCAGCACAAAAUUAUCCCAAAAGUCGUACCGGAUUGUGAACAACAGAACCUCAUUGUGAACAACCCGGUUUAUUUAAUUUUUACGGGGUAAAAUUAUCGGUGAAGGUGUGUAGUGAUUCUGUGUCUCUGUGUUUGUGUCGGAAGUGCUGACCACAGAGGGAAAACAACAAACAAUAACGGUUUUGGUGAGGAGCCCAAAAGACCAAUAAUUGAAGCAGAAAAAAUUGUGGAAAUAGAAGCAUUGAAUAUCUGGAAGGUUGAGGAUCUCUAAAAGCUGUUCACAGACGUAAACAACAUUUAAGGAGUUCCAAGGCAUCAGGUAGUGCUGAUAAACGAAGGAAAAUUGCAGAAACUGUUGUUGAGUGAGUGGGUUUCUCGUGUUUCUAAGGGAUAAAAGAUAUAAACAAAUUUAAUUAUUGAACAUUUGGAACUCCGGCGUCUCUGGAAAUUGUUUAAUAGCAUAAAAAAUCAAAAAUAUCAGUUGGAGUUGAUCGACAGUGUGAAAUUGCUGCAAGAACCAAUAAAAUUCGGAUUUCUGUGAUUGUAAACCAAAAAAAAAUUUAAUAUCGAAUGUGUGCAGAAGCAAAGACCUCCAAGAGUCUCUCAACAUUGUAAACAAUAGUAUAAAUAGUGCAAAACAUCAACAAUAAUUAUAGUAAUAUCGAGAGACUUAUGGUGUUGAAUUUUCAAAUUUUUAAGACGAAAAAAAAUAAAUAAACAAUAAAAUAAAAUCAUUAUAAAUUACUGCAAAUGAUAAAUACUCACGUGUUGAAAUAUCAAAUGAUAUUUCUGGAGUGGAAAUAAGAAAUUAUUGGUCAUAAACAGGGAGAAACCAUCGAAGAAGUAAUUUCACCGUCUGACGAAAUUCUUCAGGUUGAGCCAGUGUUUUUGUGUGUUCGGGACAUUCCGUGGGAGCCGACGGUCUCUGGGAAAGCCGUUAAAAAAUCCCAAUAGCCCUAUCUCACUUCAGUCGACUCCUCUCUGUUGACGAGGCGCGUGUGGAGGCCUUUAACUCCCAUUCAUUGACGCACGGAUAACCACGCGUCAUAAUAAACAUAUUUCAAGGGACUUUGUUGUUUUCACAGAAGCAACGAGCCAUAAACACAGCAACGAGUACAGCUAACAAUUUCAUCGAGACUCAUUCAUUUUUUCAUUAAGAAAACACAAAGUCAUUAUAAACAGGGAAAUUUAUUUUUCUCUCUUCGUUGUUUUUUUCCCCCUUAUCACGCGGGAGACUGAUUCAUCGGUGUUUGUGAUUACGUAGUUGAGCAUCACGUGUACCAAAUAUUUAUGGACAAUUGUGUGAAGCAGGACUUCAACAGUAGUAAGUGGCUUUGAAAGGAAUUCAACUUAAGAAGACUGCAUUUAUUGAAGUCUUUAUAAUUUUCGGGCGUUCAGUAAAAAUCAAUUUAAAAAGUGGAAUUGACAAAAUAUCAAGGAAACAAAAGUUUAUAAAUUAAAAGUUCAUUCCAAAAGUUAUCUAACGACUGGUAAACGUGACAAUUAAAAGAAGUAACAAUUUUAAAGUCAAGAGAGAAUAUCCCAAAACUCUUAUAAAAAAAAAUAAAACGGUUUUUUUCCGAUUUGUCCAUUAGUUUAAAAAUAUAAACCAAAAUGCCGAGUGCUCAGGAGCCGACAUACCUCUUCAAAGUUAUUCCCGAGCCGCCGCAGGACUUCCUGACCCAUGACGUAGACCUCCUGGUGUCAAAAAUAAAAGAGAACCUUCGACUCUCAUCCCUCAAAGCAAGAUCUUCGGCGAACCAGCGAUGCAGAACAACCCCCUACCUGGUGCCCUCGAGGACGAAGAUGAGGAGGCUGGAGGGAGAGUGCAGGUUACAAAAGAGUAAGGACAAAAAUGAAGAUGCACCCUACGAGAAGCUGAGGGAGCUGCUGGAGCAGGGGAGGCUCAUCAAUGAGGCAGUGAAAAAAUUACAAACAACUAAUAUUCAGGCGCUGGAUGACUCUGAGGGUGAGGAGGAGCACAUGCAGGGCAUACAGAGGGUGUACAGGAGGAAAGACUACUAUUACGACUCUGAGGACGAACCACUACCUGAGUUUUACGAUCCUGAGUUGCUGUGAAUCGUGGGUCUGUGCAUUUUUUGUUGUGCGAGACAAAUAAAUCUAGGGAUGGUAUUGAUAGUUGGGGAGGCAGGAACAUUUUUUUUAAUUGUGAGAGAUGGAAAGGGUGAGGAGGACAUUGUAUACGAAUUGGAGAGAAGAGAAAGGAGAGGAGAUUUUUUUGGGUUUUUCAUGUUGAUUUGAAAAGGGAUGAAUUUUUCGUUGGGAGAAUCUCAGGAUUGGCUGAGUCGAAUUAUUUUUUUUUUCUUUAGUUUUCAAAAUUUUCUGUAAUGGCCUUUUUCGUAAAGAUUCUGAGAGACUCUGGGGGUAUUCCCAAGCGAGGUUCAAGUAUCCUUGAGACGAAGUAGAUAAUUAUGUUCGUAGUUAUGAUUAUCUUUAAUUUAAUUCUAAUUUAGGGAGAUUUUGAGGGGAUAAAAUGGGUAAAACCCAUUAGGGUAUGGGUAUGGGUUUUACCCAUAGGGUAAAAUGAGAGGAGCUGAAAAAGUGAGUUUAGCUUUUCGUGGAUAUCUCGGCGUCUGUGGGAGAUAGGGGUGUCUUAAUCAAAACUCUUUUUUCUGAGGAAGAUUGGGGCUACAAAAACGAUAGUAUGAAAAUUUUUGUGUCACCACCGGGUUCCGAAAUAUUCAAGAAAAGUGAAUGGGAGAUGGGAAACAGAUCUCAGUAAAUUGUCAAUCUCAAUCGUAGUAAUCGAAGGAUGCAUGUAAAUUAUGGAAAUUCAUUCUCAUUUUUUUAUACGAGUUCAAUGUAAGGGGAAAAACUGAGUCAUUUUUUCUCCAUUUUUGAGAAUAAUUCAAUUACCUUUGAGUAUUCAGAACGAAUCGAGCAGUUAAAUAGGAGGAUUAUUGUAGGGGAAUUAUUAUUGAAACACUCGAAUUCAUGGGGAUGCAGAUGUGUGAAGGAGACUGGAAGGUUUUAUGGAGUAGAUUUACACAUUUCAGUGGGGGAGCGGUUACAGAAAAUGAGUCUAAACUAUGUUUUCAGUUUAUUCACUGUUUUCUUCGAAAUUUUUCACAGUCCAGGGGUGAUUGAUACUUCAAGGGAAUUAAAAUACCAAAAUGAAGAACAUUUUUGGUUAUUGACGUAGAAAUUAGCUAGGUAAUGAAUGACCACUUAUUCCUAAAGUAAUUUCCACUUAAGAAAAGUGAAAAUAGCAAAAAUUUCUUUAUCAAAUUCAUGGUUAUUUAGGACGAUAAACGAAUUCAGAGAACAAAUAUUUUUUAUUUUUUAUAGCGGAUGUGAUUUCGUACAAAAAAGUUCUUUUGUUUUCCAGAUCCACUUCUAAGAUAAUACACCCUUUAACAAAAUAAACAAACAAUGGGAACAGAAAUUAGUUGAAAAAAUAUCAAGGGACAACCUUUCGAAUAAAAUUCAGUGUUUCACCAAAAACUCACUAAAGCUCUAAUGUAAAUUCCAUUUGCGAAAAUAUUUAGAAGGAAAACUCUAAAACCGAAAUGAACGGUAAUGAAACUGAAUUCCUGGACUUUUGCCCUUUUACCACGCCCCCACAGGUAUAAACUGUGCCUGCUUUAUUGCACAGUUUAUAAGAACAAACAAAAUUUUUUUAUUUCUCUGGUCAUUAACAUUUGUGAGCUGUUAGUCAGGCGUUUUGAGGACACGUCUGUGGAUAAACAUCGAAUUAAUGAUUCACCGAUGAUGACUAUUUCCAAUGACGAUUGUAAUUAACAGUGGAGACACUUUUGUCUGAUUUUUUUUUCAAUUAGCUAAAUAUGAGGGAAAAUAAACCUUCAAAAAUCAUCAAUAUAGAACCAAUGGUGCAAUUCGGGCGAGUCAGGUCUUAUUUUGCAGCCCCAACAAAUAUUUUCAAAAUAAAAAAAAAAUCAACUUUACGCAGCCAAUCUCGAGUUAUUGAUGAUUAAUGACGAAUUAUUAUUUCCCAUUCGUCUUGGAACAACGUUCUGGUGCAUCAAUAAACGUUGACAAAUCAUUGGUAUUGCGUUUAAUUGUAGUAUAGGAGGUAUUUAAAUGCGUGUGCAUGAUGAAUCAUUUUUUUACAUUUUUUUGUUCAUUUCAUAUUGAAUUAGGGAGAGUUGAAGUGGUAAAACGUAAGAAAAGGAAAAAAUUCUACACAACUUUGUGCUUAAAGAUGAAUUUGUCUCGUCCACGACGUUGUGUGCGCUGGAUUGUGAAGAAUAAUAAGGAGAACGUUUUUUUAUGGAGAAUUUCAUGAGCUGGAAAAAAGAUGAUUUGCUUUAAAUAUACUUAACGAGAUAAUCGCGAGAAUAUGGAUGACAAUUUUUUUACACUUCACCACUUCAAUUCUUGAAUCACGAUUGCCUGUAUUUUUGUUAAGAUCCGAGUGAAUAAACUUUUUUUUUAGUUUAACGUUGUAAGGUAAAGUGUUAAGGAAACUACAAAAUUAUAUCUCGUUGUGAUCGCCGGUUAUUUUCGGCAAACCUUGUAAUUAUAGAAUUAAAGAUAAAUGAAAUAUUUAAAGUUCAAAUUGAA
Messenger RNA from Diachasmimorpha longicaudata, 4629 nucleotides. RefSeq lists its product as uncharacterized. The record is from RefSeq and is a predicted model, not a curated record. Lineage: Eukaryota; Metazoa; Arthropoda; Insecta; Hymenoptera; Braconidae. Bases 1699 to 2163 code for a protein of 154 amino acids. The transcript has 2 exons.